UUGGUACAUAAUGUAAAUGUUUAUUCAGGAUUUAAAGUUGUUUAUUUAAAUCCGGGUGAUAUACUUGGAGGAUGGACAGUUUUGGAUAAGCUGGGUGAAGGUGGCUUUGGAGCUGUUUACCUUGUGAAAGAUAGCAAAGGAAAAGAAUACGCAAUGAAAACUGAAAAUAUAAACGCAGUAGCCAAAGUACUGAAAGCAGAAUAUUAUGUUUUGACAGAAUUGAAGAAAGCGAAAGCGAAGCAUUUUUGUGAGAUAUUGGAUAGCGGUUUAGCUGGCGACAAUAAAUACGUGGUAAUGACUCUUGUUGGACAAACACUUACGGAUUUGCGGAAGCAUGAUCCAUCUGAGAAGAUACAGAAAUUCACUCUUGGAUGUGCACUUUCAAUCGGCAAGAAAUGUAUAGAAGCUAUUGAAGAACUUCAUGGUAUAGGCUAUUUGCAUCGUGAUAUAAAACCUGGUAAUUUCGCAAUUGGUCGCAAAAAUCUGCGCCAAAUUUAUUUACUUGAUUUUGGCAUGUGCCGAAAAUAUCUCAACAAGCAAUCGACUGUACGUAACCCACGAAGAGCAGCUGGUUUUCGUGGUACUAUUAGGUUUGGCUAG
Thelazia callipaeda (thelaziosis nematode) is the source of this 600-nucleotide messenger RNA. The record is from the annotation of a GenBank genome assembly. NCBI's taxonomy places the organism in Eukaryota, Metazoa, Nematoda, Chromadorea, Rhabditida, Thelaziidae.